UCAGCAAGUCAUCAGUCCGUCAUCAUCGGUUGCGUUCGUCGCAUCUAUUUACUUUUCGUUCGCUUUAUCGCGGUUGCCUCGUCGGUGGUGGCGAAAGAUUCUAGUGGGAAUUUUCGAAGCUAAAUCAAUGUUCAAACAUCCUAGUUUAGUUUCUAUCUAAACUAGUUGAAGUCAGUGAUAGUAGUAGCAAAUAGUUUUCAACAUUGUUGGUGUAGCUUCGCCCAAAGUGAGCCCAAAUUAGUUAGAUUUCGUCCACAUACUAUUCAGCGCUCGGUUCCAAAGGACCCCGAACCAAUCAGCAGAAUGGCCAAGUUCGACAUGGACGAGUUCAACGAAAUCCUGGAAAAGUGUCGGGAUCAAUCGCUACAGAAGGAACAGGACGCGAUACUGCUGGAACCGUUCGCCUACAUUCAGCAAAUUCCGGGCAAGCAGUUCCGGGCCAAGAUGGCACUGGCCUUCAAUCACUGGUUGAACAUUCCGGAGGAGAAGCUGGCGGCCAUCGGCGAGGUGGUUCAGAUGAUGCACAAUUCCAGCUUGCUAAUCGAUGAUAUCGAAGAUAACUCUAUCCUCCGUAGAGGAAUUCCGGUAGCACACAAGAUCUACGGCAUUGCGAGUACGAUAAACGCUGGCAACUACGUCCUAGUGCUGGCACUCGCCAAGGUCCACAGUCUGGGGCACCCGGAGGCCCAACAAGUGGUGACGGAGCAGCUGCUGGAGCUGCACCGCGGCCAGGGCAUGGAGAUCUACUGGAGGGAUAAUUUCAUCUGUCCGACCGAGGCGGAGUACAAGCAGAUGGUGAUCCGGAAGACGGGCGGCCUGUUCAUGUUGGCCAUCCGGCUGAUGCAGCUGUUCAGCGACGACAAGAAAGACUUUACCAAACUGACGGCCAUCCUGGGGCUGUCGUUCCAGAUCCGGGACGACUACUGCAACCUGACGUCGAAGGACUAUUCGGAUAACAAGAGCUACUGUGAGGACUUGACCGAGGGCAAGUUUAGCUUUCCGGUGAUACACGCGGUGCUGAACCAGAAGGAUCGGCAGGUGUUACAUAUUCUAAGGCAACGGACGCAGGACGUCGAAGUGAAACGAUACUGUGUGUCGCUGCUGGAGAAACUCGGUAGUUUUAAGUAUACCGCCGAAGUAUUGGAAAUGCUGGACACCGAAGCGAGGGCGGAGAUUGAACGACUAGGCGAAAAUCCGAUUAUGCAAUCGCUUCUGGAUGAUCUGCUCAGUUGGAAAACGGUUGGAACCGAUGAUUCGUCGUCAUAAGCGCUCCACAGUUGUAGGUACCCAUUUCGAUCCAUAAUCAGGUAAACGUGUAAGACAACAACCAUUUCCACCACGAAGACGAUCUACAAAUAUUCUAGAACCGAAAGCAAUCUAUGAACUAUAUUUGUUAAAGUUUUUUUUCCGCUACAAUAUUGAGCACAAGCAUCACCUUUACAAUUGUGGGGGCGGUUUAUUUUUCGACAAUUCGUUUGUUUUUCUGGGGUUUAUAACACUUUUCUUUAUCCAACAUUUUAAUACGAAUGAACUUUAACGAGUUUUAAACAUAACUUCCAUCACAAUAUUUCAAGUUGUUUAUACAAAUUGUAUGAUGUUUCCUUCAUAUUCAUUUUUUUUCUUUUUGUUUGUCUUAAAUCCAGAAAGACACACGAACCGUAGAUUUUAUCAAAUUUCAAAGAAUAGGUCGUCCUCUACUAAACAUACACACGGCUUAGGAACGAAAGUGCACUGCAAUGAUUGCUAUUAAACCCACUGGAAUGUAAAGAAUCUUACAAAAAAACGCGAAUCGCGUCUAACGUCUAGCAUUUAGGAACGAAAGCAUGCUGCUGGAGUCGUCAGAAGACUCGAUAUUAUGAGGAAACUUAUAUUAGUGCCCAAAACUUUUUUCCACCAAAGGACCUAGAACACGUACGUGGAAUGGACGGAGAAAUAAGUAUAAAAAGACAUUUUGUGAGAAUUUCGGAGGAAUGAUUUCACACUAGCUGUAACUUUGUGUUCUGAUUCAGGAGAAUCGUGGGCCGCUUUAUCAAACGAAUGAAUGCGUACUUUGUGCGAAUGGUGUAGCUUUGUCCCCAUCCCUUUGAUAGAGGUAUAUGAUACCGGGAUGGGGAGAAGCUUGGCAAGUCAAUCUAUUCCUCUUUAGUUUCAUUUUUAAAUUAUGUAAUUUGUAACUAUACAUAUACUGUCAAGACAGUCAUUUGUUGGAUUUUCGAAA
This is a messenger RNA of Aedes albopictus (Asian tiger mosquito), 2218 nucleotides long. It is a transcript of the gene qm, whose product is annotated as terpene synthase. The record is from RefSeq and is a predicted model, not a curated record. Bases 304 to 1266 code for a protein of 320 amino acids. The transcript has 6 exons. Gene Ontology annotation, molecular function: prenyltransferase activity. Lineage: Eukaryota; Metazoa; Arthropoda; Insecta; Diptera; Culicidae. Gene Ontology annotation, biological process: isoprenoid biosynthetic process.